This is a messenger RNA of Spathaspora passalidarum NRRL Y-27907, 1215 nucleotides long. Its product is annotated as ribosome biogenesis protein TSR3. NCBI's taxonomy places the organism in Eukaryota, Fungi, Ascomycota, Pichiomycetes, Serinales, Debaryomycetaceae. The transcript has a single exon. Gene Ontology annotation, biological process: maturation of SSU-rRNA. The record is from RefSeq and is a predicted model, not a curated record. The annotation marks the transcript as partial. Gene Ontology annotation, molecular function: rRNA small subunit aminocarboxypropyltransferase activity.
GGUAUUACCCAACACAACAGACUCAAACAUGGCCAAAGGGAAAAACAAGUCAUCUGAAGAAAGAGCAAACAAGACCCGUACUUCAAACGGUCACAAGUCUAAACAACAUCAUAUCCGUAAGGGGAGACAGGAGCAAGGUGCAGCAGGUGGGUCCACGGCCGAAUCAAAGUUCCCAACCAAACUAGCAAUGUGGGAUUUCGACCACUGCGAUCCUAAGCGAUGCAGCGGGAAGAAGCUUGAACGAUUGGGACUCAUCAAGAACCUACGAGUUGGACAGAAAUUCGCCGGUGUUAUUGUGUCACCUAACGGAAAAUCUAUCGUUUGUCCUAAUGAUCGUGAACUCGUAGAGGAAAACGGAGCUGCCGUGGUGGAAUGUUCAUGGGCUAGAUUAGAUGAGAUUCCAUUCAAUAAGAUUGGAGGUAAACACGAAAGAUUAUUGCCCUAUCUUGUUGCUGCAAACCCGGUGAAUUAUGGACGUCCCUGGAGAUUAAACUGCGUGGAAGCACUCGCGGCUUGUUUUGCUAUUGUGGGACAUUUAGAUUGGGCAGAAAUGUUAUUAGAAAACUUUUCCUGGGGUUUGACCUUCUUGAAGAUUAAUGAAGAGUUGAUUGAACUUUAUCAAAAGUGUACUGAUACCGAGUCUAUCCAAAAGGCGCAAGACGAGUGGUUAGCCAAGAUCGAGAAUGAAGCCAAGGAAAGAAAGGAGAAGGCGCAUACUGAAGAUGUAUGGAUGAUGGGGAAUGUGAAUAGAAAGGGAGCACAAGAAGGAGAUAGUGAAGAAGAAGAAGAAGAAGGAGAAUUCGAGGACGGGGAAGAAGAAGAAGAAGAAGUUGAGUAUGACCAUUUAGGUAAUGUCAUCGAGAAGAAGAAAUAUGAUGCCUUAGGAAAUUUGAUCGAGGACGAACAUGAGGAGGACGAUGAUGACGAAGAAGAAGAAGAAGACGUUGAAUACGAUAAUUUGGGCAAUGCCAUACAAAAGAAAAAGUACGACUCCUUGGGUAACUUAAUCGAAGAAGAUGACGACCAAAAUGAGGACUCUGAACAAGACUCAGGCGAAAUUCAAUAUGAUUCACUAGGAAAUGUCAUGGACCUGUCGGCGGUAUAUGACAAAUUGGGCAACAUAAUAGAAAAGGACGAAAUAUCGGACAAACUAAACACUCUCACCGUAUAGAUUUUAAUAAAUUGUGCAUACUUCCGUUGUUUGCGGAGACGUGC